Messenger RNA from Ooceraea biroi (clonal raider ant), 2368 nucleotides. Its product is annotated as Golgi matrix protein 130 kD. The record is from RefSeq and is a predicted model, not a curated record. Gene Ontology annotation, cellular component: Golgi cis cisterna; Golgi apparatus; cis-Golgi network. Lineage: Eukaryota; Metazoa; Arthropoda; Insecta; Hymenoptera; Formicidae. Gene Ontology annotation, biological process: Golgi organization.
CAAUUUUUGAGUACCUGUGUGGAAGAACAAAAACAGAUUGUAAAUGACCUAUAUGUACAGCUCAAUCAUUACGUGGGUAUAAUUUAAUUUGUCAAAGCAGAGUGGCAGAGCUAGAGGGAAUUGUUGCCAUAAAAGAUUCCGAGUUUGAAGCGAAAUUCAUGCGUGAAAUAAAUCCCCUAAGGGAGCAGUUACAGGCACAUGCACAGACUACUAGUAUUCUGAUAGCGGAAAAAGCAGAGCUCACGGCAGCUUUGACGCGAAGCCAGAAGAUUGCAAAACAGAAUUCAGAGGAGCUAGCAGAGGUGAAUGGCAAAUUGAAACAUAGCCAGGUUCGCAUAAGUGAGCUUGAAAAAGAAUUGAUUCAAACGAAGAGUAAUUCCACUGACAGUCAGAAAAACGCUCAGCAUAUACAAGAUGUAUAUGAUGAUCUUGAAAAGAAAUACUGUGAACUCAGGAAGGAAAAGGAGGACUUGGAAUUGGAAGCGUCAGAAUUAAAACAGAAGCUGAAUUUAAAAAAUACAGAAUUCAUAAAUCUGCAGCAGGAAUUUCAAGAGAAAGCGGCCUUACUCUCCUUGAAUGAAUUAAAAAUACAACAGUUAACCGACACACCACAAACGGUGGAAUCUCAGCAACAAGCCGUAACAGCGCUGGAACAGCAGUUGUGUCAAAUGAGAGAUACUUUACGAUUGGUGAACAACGAGAAGGAUGAAGCCAGCAAACAGUAUCAGAAUUACGUACGACAGUUAGAUGCGCAGCAAGCAAAAUUGCUUAAUGAGCUUGAGAGUAGAGCCAAAAUAAUCGACGACGUAGAAAGUAGGGAGAACAGUUAUGUACAGCGCUUGUCAGAUCUGGAGCAACAAUUGCAGCACGAAAGAGAGAAAAACGAAGCUUUACUGCCAUUGCAAGAUCGUAACGAUGAGGUGAAUAAUUUAAUGAAGAAGAUAGAGCAGUUGACUGUGCAACAAGAAACGUUCAAUGUAGCGUUAGUUGAAAAGGACGCGGAAAUUGAGAUGUUGACAAAAGAAAUACAAGAAUUACAGAACACAAAAGAUGACAGUGCAAAUGCAGCAAAACUGGUGCAGGCUCUUGAAAGCGAAAAGCUUGGUGCAUCUAGAGCUGUUUCGCAAAACCAACAAUUGAAACAACAAUUGACCGAAAUGGAGAAUGCUUUUGUCACCCUUAGUAACGCUAAGUUAGAUUUGACGGAGCAGCUCCAAGCUGAACGAAAUAUCGGUAGAAGAUUAAAUGCAAAAUUGAAUACUGUUGAGAUGGAAGUAGAUAACUUGAGGGAGAAGUUAAAUGAGAAGGAAACAUUUUUAAUUGAAUUGGAGAAAGAAAAGUUACAAAAUGCUCAAAUUGCGGAUCAAAUACAGCAUUAUCAGGCUCAGUCUCACCAUGCCCAUACAUUGCAACAGGAAUUGCAAAACGCUUUGAUUUGUAUAGAAAAUCUAAAUAAAAAGAAUGAAGAAUUAACAAAGAAAUUGGAAAACAAAUUACAAGAAGAGACACGUUCGACACACGAAUCUGUAGAUGUUAAUGGAGAUGAGUGCACGAUAGAGAACGAGGAAACUAGUGACGAUAUUGUAAUAACGCAAGACUUACCACUGCCAGAAAAUAGAAAUACUUCUGACGAUUCCGGACCUAUUACAAAAUUAGAACAGAGAUUCAAAGAAACAAUGGAAAAAGUCGCCGAAUUAACUGAUGAAAAACAGAAAUUGGAACAUCUCGUUCUUCAACUUCAGGGUGAAACGGAAACUAUAGGAGAGUACAUAACUUUAUAUCAAAAACAACGAGCAAUCCUUGGAGAAAGGUGGAAGGAAAGAGAACAAACCUUCUGCCAAUUAGUGGAACAACGUAAUCAGCAACAGGAACAGUUACACAAACUAAAAGUAUUGGUUACCGAGUUGCUUAAAAAGCAUCCAGAAACUCUAGUAAAUCCUACAGAAACCUGUGUGGAUUGCCAGAAAGAAAUCAGCACCCAUGUUGAACCGCCUGAAAAUGAUGAAAAAGAAGAAAUUGCAGAAGAGCUACCAGUGGUCGAGGAUAAAACAGCAUCGGAAAUUCUCGAUCUUCUGACAGAAAUCAAAGAUUGUAAAGAUGCGUGUAUCAUAGAACCCAACUUUCAUCCGUGCCCGUGGUGCUCGGGAAGACUUAUUACCGUAUAAUCUUGAAUAAUAAAUUACUUCAAAUCCCUCAUUGUACUAAAAUAUAUUUAUGCAACUAAAGUUACGUAGAAUUUAAUAAUUGUAUAUAAAAGGCUCUAAAUCUUUUUUAAAUUUCUGUAUCGACUUGUCGAAGGUAUAGGCGAAGAUUUUGUCCAAGAAGUUACUUUAUAAAUAUACAGUGCCUUUUGAUUAGUAUUGCAGAU